This is a messenger RNA of Pocillopora meandrina, 870 nucleotides long. The record is from the annotation of a GenBank genome assembly. NCBI's taxonomy places the organism in Eukaryota, Metazoa, Cnidaria, Anthozoa, Scleractinia, Pocilloporidae.
AUGAAGAAACUACUUGACCUUGCGUCAGAAGUAGGAUUUGACAACAGAUAUGCAGCAGUGACAUAUGCAAGCGGUGCCACGACCGAUUUUAAUUUUGUUGCUAAUCCGGACGCAGGUAUUAAGAUGACGAACGUUCCCUAUAUCUGUUGCAAUACGCUAUUGCAUAUUCAAUUAACCUAAGAUUGUUUAGAUCGUUAUUCCUAAUAUGUGCAAAUUCAUAUUUUGAUCAUUUUGGAUCGAAAGCUUGAAGAGAAUAUAAACAGUUAUAACAGCUUUUUUCUAAAACAAUCUUAAAUCUACGGCACCAUAUGGUAAUGAUCCAAGGUUCUAUUACUCAUUAAGUUGUAAAAUUAUUACCAAAACCAAGCCAGCCUCCAUUUUGAGCAUAAACGGAAAUAUCCUGAAUAAGUCUUUCUCUGAUAGAGGAUGCGAUGUGAUCGGUCAUAUGUUGUGCCGCUAUGUAUUUUAACUAUUGGCUACAUGCUUAGGGGACGCAUUGAAAGUAUUGUAUGCUUUCCAUGAUAACUCUGAGUUAAAAUCAAUUAUAAUGAUGUGUGAUAAACUAGCUUAACCGUUUACGCCUUGACAUUAUUCUUUACACUGUUGUCUUUACGCUUCCAAUGCCGGGUGCUGACAAGGAGAAUUUGUUUGACAAUCUGGAGCUUCUUAAAUUGGCGAUCGUUGCUUUUUAUCAUGACCUUUACAUUUGAUUUAAGGGUGGUACUGGAAGAAGAAAUUUGAACGCAUUCACCCUUUGGGGUUAAAUGACUGUGAUUUUUAGUGAAAAAAAAUAACGAAAUACGUUCACUGCAAAUCCUCUUACUAUAUUCAUUUGCCUUUUUCCAAAAGGAAACAUCCGGGUGUUGUUAA